This is a messenger RNA of Arvicanthis niloticus (Nile rat), 4917 nucleotides long. RefSeq names its product proline rich coiled-coil 1 (gene Prrc1). Gene Ontology annotation, biological process: activation of protein kinase A activity. The record is from RefSeq and is a predicted model, not a curated record. Gene Ontology annotation, cellular component: cytoplasm. Gene Ontology annotation, molecular function: protein kinase A regulatory subunit binding. NCBI's taxonomy places the organism in Eukaryota, Metazoa, Chordata, Mammalia, Rodentia, Muridae.
GCGACGUGGCAGCGGGGCGGCGCGGAGGCCAUCUUGGCGCGGGACACACGCUCCUCUGGUCUUCCUCCUCCACCGUAAGCCGGAUUCCCGCGCGGGACCCCCGACCCGGGCCCCGACCCCGAUCCGCGUGUGCAGCAUCUGCGCAGGCGCUCGCUCCGACCCAGUGCGCUGUAACCGAGGGAAAAUGAUGGAAGAAAGUGGAGUCGAGACAACUCCGCCCGGAACCCCUCCCCCGAAUGCUGCAGGCUUGCCUGCCCCGCCUUCCACUGGGGCUCACCUAGGUGCAACCAGUUCCUUCUCAUCUCCCAACGUGUCUGGGAUGGAGUCUUUGCCGCCACACGCGUAUUCCACGCUUCAGCCCUCCCUGCCCCCUGUGCAGCCAUCAGCGCCACCUCCCUUUGUGCCUUUGUCUCCAACUCCUUCAGUUCCCCUGAGUGGCACCUCUGUGCCACCCUCCGUGUCUCCAUCGCCCGCCACUGCCUUCAGCGGCCCUCCAUUGUCCCACUUCCCACCUGCGACCUCCGCCUCUGGUGCUCUUCUGUCUGCACCACCUUCGGGGCCUCCCAUAUCAGGGUUUUCUGUCGGUACAACUUAUGACAUCACGAGGGGACAUGCGGGGAGAGCUCCCCAGACACCCCUGAUGCCAUCAUUUUCUGCACCUCCAGUUACAGGUAUUUUGCCAGCCCCCAUUACUCAGCAAGCCAGUAUGACAUCUCUGGCACAGGGACCUGGAACUACGUCAGCCAUUACUUUCCCAGAGGAACAGGAAGAUCCUAGAAUUAGCAGAGGCCAGGAUGAUGCACCCGCUGCUGGGAUCUGGGGUUUUAUUAAGGGCGUGGCUGGAAAUCCUAUGGUGAAAUCUGUCCUGGAUAAGACCAAGCAUUCUGUAGAAAGCAUGAUCACGACGCUGGAUCCUGGCAUGGCUCCAUAUAUCAAAUCUGGAGGUGAACUGGAUAUUGUUGUAACCUCAAAUAAAGAAGUAAAAGUGUCUGCUGUCCGAGAUGCCUUCCAGGAGGUCUUUGGCUUGGCUGUGGUUGUUGGGGAAGCUGGACAGUCCAAUAUCGCCCCACAGCCAGUAGGGUAUGCAGCUGGAUUAAAGGGCGCCCAGGAACGCAUCGAUAGUCUGCGGAGGUCUGGAGUGAUCCACGAAAAGCAGACCGCGGUGUCGGUAGAAAACUUCAUUGCUGAGCUCCUGCCUGACAAAUGGUUUGACAUCGGCUGCUUGGUGGUUGAGGAUCCUGUGCAUGGCAUCCGCCUGGAAACAUUUACCCAAGCCACACCGGUGCCGUUGGAGUUUGUGCAGCAGGCACAAAGCCUGACUCCCCAGGACUACAACCUGAGGUGGUCAGGCCUUCUGGUAACAGUGGGCGAAGUCCUGGAAAAGAGCUUGCUAAACGUCAGCCGGACUGAUUGGCACCUGGCUUUCACCGGCAUGUCUCGCCGGCAGAUGAUCUACAGUGCAGCCAAGGCUGUGGCGGGCAUGUAUAAGCAGCGGCUGCCACCCAGGCCCAUGUAAGGAGACCAGCUGCUGGGACACAGAGACCUGCCAUCGUCACCGUGGGCUCCGCGUCAGAGGAAACUGAAUUGCUUCCAUGAAUCCAACAGUUUUUACGAUUUUCCUGUAGGCUACAGUCAUUCCAGUAAAACAAAAGAAAUAGAUCCUCUUUUUACUGUCAUAAUUUCAUACAUCCUAGUUCUCAAAAAACAUACACAAAUAUACUUAGAGCACAAUUCAGUAUAUCAGGUUUAUAAAGGGGAGAUCUGAGUUCACACAUUUGAUGAUUUGUUCUUGACUCUUCUGGUGUCUUAAUAUGUAAUGAGGCCUGUGUGUUCACUAUCUUGUGAGGGCUUGAUCCUGUCAUCUGUGUGUGCACAUGACCUCAGUCCUUGCUGGGGUGGGGGUGCACAGUUUGGUGUGUUUUACAGAAUAUGGGCCAAAUUAACAGAAUGGAUAUUUUUUGUCAUUAUGUACAUGUACAGUUUGGAAGUUAUACUUGUUUGGUUUUUUGUUUUAAAUUUUGGUAUUUUACAGAUUUAUGUUAUGAACAUCAGAGAAUAAUGUUUUUAUUUUUUUCAUUGCUAUCUAAAAACUAAAGGGCAGAUCAGGUAUAUCUUAGAUCAGAAGAGUGUUUGUGGUUUUUUUUUUUUUUUUUUUUUUUUUUUUUUUUUUUUUUUAGUUUUGUUGAUUUUGUAUAUUGGUGUUUGCCUCUGCGGCUGUGUACCAUGUGUGUACAGUGCCCAAGAAGGCCAGAAGAGGGCAGCAGAGCUCUGGAACUGGAGUCACAGACGUGAGCUGGCCUGUGGGUACUGGGAAGGGACCUGACUCCUCUAGAAGAGCUGUCAGUGUUCUGACCCACUGACACAUCUCUCCAGCACCCCUUCUCCCAGGUUACUUUUAUAUAAUGGUGUUAGCACUUCCACAAGUCAGCUCUUACAACAGCAGUUCUGCAUCCACUCACAUCCUGCAAACUGUAAGAGGGAUCCCCUUCUUUUGGGAUGGUACGCAUUUUCUUCAACUACAGCUACUUCUUUUUUGUUAUUUGAGAAUUGCAUCAAUGUGUUCUGAUAACAUUUAACUCCCCGCUCCCUUAACUCUUCCAUCCCCACUAUGUGCUCCACUUCCUCUUUUCUUUUUUUAUCCCCAGCCCACCAAGUGCCAUUUGUAUUGUCCAAAUAGGUUGUGAGGCUGUGUCCAGUUGACCAACAAGAGGUGACACCCUUAAAGAAACUUGACUGUCCCUGCCUCAGAAGCCACCAACUGCCAGGAACUCCUCAGCUGUGUGCGUUAGGGGCUUGGGGAUGUAAGCCCAUCCGUGCUGGGAUAUUGUCUGGCUGGGAUGUAUAGAGUUGAGGUUAUUUCUUAGUCUGCCUUAAGCACAGUCUGGCAUUCCUAACUGUGCCUCUCUGCCUUUAUUUCUUAAGGAUGUUUUCAAUGGGAUGAUUUUUAUAUCCGAUGAUGUUUAUGUUUUCUUCCCAGACAUAACUGUAUUUUACAGUUUGGGGAUUUCCAUUAAGUCAAAAUUAAGUAAAUUUUUUUCUUACUCAGUUGAACUCUUUGUAUGCAAUUCAGAUAGCUUCCUAAUGACGAUUUGAUACGUAAAUGUGACUUAACUUUCUUGUCCUUUUUGAUGCAGUUCUAGAGAUGUUAGCGUUAGAAGUCUCUUCACUCACUCUUUGCUGUCCUGAGAGGUGCAGUGUGUCUACCAAGGCAUACUGCUUUUCGGUAAUUACGUCAUUUCUGCUACUUUUACAGAAGAAGAAGUUUUACUUUUGAGGUGGGUAUGUGCCGAUCUCCAAACACUGCGUGUGUUGCUUGGUGCGGUAGCUCCAAGCUGUGGCUCGUGUGGUGCUCCUGGCCCAGGGAAACCUGGCCUCAGUACUUCUGGUGGCUUCUUCAUGCGUAAGAAGCAGGGCCUUUCUCUACCACUUGCUUGCCAUGUUCUGGCUUUAAAAAUUGUCCUUUGGGUCUGGGGGUGUAACUCCAUGACAGAACACCAGUAAUGUCAGGUCCUCUAGUACAUGCACAGGCAUGUGCACAUGAUGUGGGGAUUAAAAGCUGUCCUCGUGUAACAGUAUUUGAUGGGGCAUUGCCUGGAUGUUGGUGUUUACGGUACUCUGAAGGCACCCUGUUCUUGUUUAACUUGUUUAACUUCCUUGUUUAACUUAGUCUGUACUAGCUUAGUUACUGGUUUAGAGGUCACUGACAUCUCAUUGUGUUUUCCUCGAAUUGUCAAAUAACAGUGGCCAACUUAUGCGAUGGCUUGUUUGAAACCGAGUGGUUGUCGGUACCUAGUCUGCCUUAAGGAAGAGUGAAGGGCAGAUGGAAGAGAGCUAUUUGAUCCAGUCUGAUCUACCUGAGACAGUUUCCUUUGGCCCAGGAUUGGAAGUUGUCAGAGCAGGGCAGACCGCACAAACUUUUCUUCUCUAACCUCUGUCAUCCUUGGGUUCUGCUAAAUCAAAUGAACAUCAAAUGCUGAUUGCCUCUCCGGUAGCCCAUUCAGGAGUCUGUGUGGUGGCGUUUAGGCCUGGCCCCCCAACAUCCUGGUUCCCUCCCCAGCCCUUCUGUUCUGUGUACUUUUCUCUUCCUACGUGUCUUUGUGUAGUGUCCACACUGACAGUUUUAGAGACUUUGUGGGUGGCUGUUGCCUUUUUCAAGCCUUUCAGGAAAAAAUUAUGUAACAGUUUAUCACCAUUGCCAUGGUUGGUGGUAGUGUUUUGUUUUGUUCUGUGAAAUUUUUGGUUUUUGUUUUGAGCUCCAGAUUAUUGGAUUUUUAUUUUAAUUUAUUUUUGUCAGUUGGAAAAUAAAACAGUAAAAAUAAAUGUAACAUCCAUCUCAUAGGCUUGCUCAACUGUUUAGUUCCAAGGUCCUGUUCAGUUCUUGUUGCUUGUCUUGUUUCUGCUCUGGCCUGCUUUGUUCAUAAUAACGCCAGAUAAGGAGCUGAGAGCUUCCUUUGCUCUCAGCAAGCACUCUGUAUUGCCACAGACUCUUGAAGUCGGAAAACUUUUAGAGGCUGGGAGUUUUCUGAUUCUCUCAUUGUUAUUUUUUUCCUUUGGUCUUUAGAUAGAGGUAAGUGUGGGUUUGUAAGAAAAUAAAUGAAGGCACGUAAUGUACAUCUAUUCUGAAUUAUGCAAAUUAGCUCUUACUCAGGGUCAAUUACUUCACCUUGCCCUUUAGUUUACUCUUAUUUGGCAAAAAGAGAGAAAAAAAAAACAAAGAAGGAAACUAAAUAGGACUGUGGGAUUUGUGAAGCCAAAUUGAUAAUCUGAUGUAAAAGUUUAUGUUAAACAUAAAUUAUUAAGUGUAGAUUUUUUUCUAGGAUAUUGUAUUCAUUUUGUGAUAUUGCAUAGAAUGAUGUAUUGGAUAAAAUCAAUUUUGUAAGUAUGUAAAUAUGUCAUAAUAAAUUCUUUGACUUAUUU